AUGCUGCUGUUGGACCUACCCCUGGAGGUCUUCGAGGAAAUCAUAGCGGCUCUUGCAAAGAAGUUUGGGCAGCGAGAUGUCGUACGAUAUCGACUUAUUUGCAAAACGUUCGCAAACACAAUCAGGGCUUACAUUCUUUCAGCCACUGUUCCAGUCAACCUCGCCAAAUUCCUGGAGAACACUCACUCCACUCGUCUUUUCGAAACAUAUGGUGGAGAGAUACUCCAUAAGGCUGCUAUGCGUCGCCAAACAAUACGAAACCAAGUCAUCGACUUCGUCCGAGCUAUAACCAAAGCGUCCGAACCAGAUCCUACACUCUAUCCUGCGAGAAUGAUGGUCGUAUGCAUGUGCAUGAUGGGACUGGAACCAAAAUAUCUGCACAAAUACAUUAAAGGCACCGAAAUUGUCAACAAAGAAAAGCGACCGUGCUCCCUCAAGGACAUGAUGCCCGCUAUUGCUGCCGCAUCUGGGGAUACCGCGCUGUUCAAAGAGCCCAAUCUUACCCCAGCUAUGCUCCUCAAGCAAAGUCACGACCUCUUGCCAAGUGCACUCAAAGCUGCCAUCGUAGCGGAACAGUAUACGGUGCUUGAGCGUAUACUCGGAUAUCUCCUAGACAAUGUCAAGGGCAAGCGCAAAUCCGGUUCAUGGAAGGAUAUCCGAAACGCUGCCCGGAAGAUUGGCAAGGCUCUAUGCAUAGCCAUACGCUUGCACAAGAAUGUUGCUGGAAACAUGUUAUUCGACUUUCGCGAUAAAAACGAGCUCUUCGACAAGUUUGCACCUGUUGAACUGGGUGAUUGGCUUGUCAACGAUGCUGUCACGUACUGCAAUACAGCUUUGUUGUAUCGCAUCUUGGAAGUCGAUAAUCCCGGGUUUAUAGCGCAUGUCAAGGACGGAUCCAAAGCACAUUACAGCCUUGAUCUUCAAACUAUGGAGACUCUGCACAGGCGAGGUGGAACUGAAAUAUGGAACCUGCUACUCCGAGAUGGUGUCAUAGGACCAAAUAAAGUCAACUUUGAUAAGACCCCGCUCCAAUGCGCACUUCGGAGACGACGAUACGACAUUGCACACAUUCUCAUCGAAAACGGUGCAGAGAUCGACAGUAUCACGCCAGAUGGAAACAAUGUCCUAUGGAGCGCGGCAAAUGAUGGCCACGUAAAGGACGUCGAGUUUCUACUCGAUCACGGCGCGGACCCUAAUUCUCAUGGGGAGAACGGCGAAUCUGCAAUUGCAACCGCGGAUUCGAAACUAUAUGGCAAGUGUCGUUUCUUACUUGAGACAGUAAGAGACCACGGAAAGGAGGAUCUCAAACGUCCUGAUCUAUAG
Molecule: messenger RNA, 1323 nt
Organism: Alternaria atra
Lineage: Eukaryota; Fungi; Ascomycota; Dothideomycetes; Pleosporales; Pleosporaceae
Exons: 3
Coding region: 1-1323 (440 amino acids)
Molecular function (GO): protein binding
Source: RefSeq, a predicted model, not a curated record